AUAGUCGAGGGUAUCGAUAAACUUGGUCAGUUGAACGACAAUCAUUGAGUCGUGUGAUUGAUUGGAGUCAUUGGCUUUCAGGUAUCGAAUAGAAACGAUUAUUUAUAUUUCAAAGCUCCAGAUUGAGCAUCGAAAUGGUGGCCCGGAAGGCAGUGAUUCUUGGGAUAUUCGCGGUUGUAUUCGUCGCCGAGUUUCAUUUAGGGACGUCAUCGCAGUGCAUCGUUUGCACCUCAUUGACUGAUGAGAAUUGUAUUUCUCAUCCCGAUAAUUUUAAGUCGGAGGUGUGCUCAGUGGUAACUACAACUACCCAACCAAAUACUGCUGGGCCUGAAACUACAGUUACUACUACUGAAUCUUCAACUUUAUCGUCAACUAUAACGACUCCGGCAACGUCAUCGUCAAGUAAAUUAACGAGUCCGAGUACAAUUACAACUUCGACUGAAGAGACAUCACCUGAAACUACAGUGGUGGAUACAACACCAAGUCAAACUGAAAUUACGACUACAAGUUCGAGUGAAGCUUCAACAAGUGCAGCAACAAUUUCUAGUGUGACCACAUCAAAUACAGCCGCAAAUUCGAGUGAAGCUUCAACAAGUGGAGCAACAACUCCUAGUGUGACUACACCAAAUACAGCCGCAAGUUCGAGUGAAGCUCCAACAAGUGCAGCAACAACUCCUAGUGUGACUCCACCAAAUACAGCCGCAAGUUCGAGUGAAGCUCCAACAAGUACAGCAACAACUCCUAGUGUUCCUUCACCAAGUCCAACAGCAAGUCCGAAUGUAACUACAGCGGCGGAAGAAAUAACUAGUGAAGAUGCAACAACAAUAACCGAAGAAUCAAGCCCUGAUGAUUCAACUAUAUCAGACGGUCCAUCAACUGAUAUUGCAAGUUCUCCAUUAGAUGAAUCAUCUGAAGUAACUCCGAGCACAUCAUUGGAAACUGACCCACAAAGCUCUGCUGGAAACGAUGGGGCAAAUGACUCUCUUUGGAAGCUCAGUACUCCUAAUCCCCGAGGAAGAAUGCUCCCUCCGGUUGAAAAAAGCUUGGGGCGGGCGGGGAAUACUCAGGAGUGCUACAAGAUCGUAUACAAGAAGGACGAUAAGGAAGUAGUGGAGCGUGGCUGCGCUCAGCCACUCGAGGGUUGUGAUAACUUGAAAAUCGGCAAAGAUAACGUCGCAUUCUGUGAGACCUGUACCGGUGACAGCUGCAAUUCAUCUUCAAUGAUCAGUCGCAGUCUGACAUCAGUGCUGUUACUACUUGGAGUAACUUUCUACUUAACACGAUAGACCCUAUUAAUAGAGGAGGCUCCAUGAAUUUUCAUGAGUAUUUAUUAUUCUUCGUGGAAAAAAAAAUAUUAAACUAUCCGAGUGUGUAUUUUUCUUUUUGAAUUGAAUGAAAUAAAGCGAACAAAAUUAA
Messenger RNA from Diachasmimorpha longicaudata, 1416 nucleotides. RefSeq lists its product as uncharacterized. Lineage: Eukaryota; Metazoa; Arthropoda; Insecta; Hymenoptera; Braconidae. Bases 135 to 1286 code for a protein of 383 amino acids. The record is from RefSeq and is a predicted model, not a curated record. The transcript has 3 exons.